GGGAAUUUAAAUAGUUAGCUAUGCAGUUACUCCCACGCGACGGGAAUUUAAGUAAUUAGCUAUUCAGCUACUCCCACAGUGGGAAAUCAAAUUGUACUGUGACCAGAGUAAUUGAAAUGCAGUAUAACUUGGGCAAACCCUCACUCUGAUGUAUGUAUGUGGUAUGACAAAGUCUCCACUGGGAAUUAUUUCUGGGAACUGGGAAUAAGUAUAGUAUGACGGAUUUUUCGCUUUGGGCACACCCCCCCUAGAACCCGGCCUUGGCCGGGCUAUACGCUAGUAAUUUAAUAAAUACUUAACAAGAUGCAAAUUUGAUCGAUAUUAUCAUGUACACCACAUUAUACUUCUUCCAAUUGACAUGCUCUUCAUAAUUAUUCUAUACAUUUAUGAAUGCAUAACUGGAGAACUUAUUUUUAAAGCGUCCUAUCAGCACCUGUUGUUUAAAAACAAUUUUUCCAUCCAUCCAGGCAUAGAACUUUAACCUAUAAGUGGAACUUUACCAGUCUUCAAGGCCACAACAAUACAUAAUACUGUAUGUAUGUAAGCACUUACAUAAUUUUCUAUUCUAGUAAAUAACUCUUCAUUUAUUUCUACCACGUAAUUCUUCCUAGUAGAAAAUUAUUCCAUUUUAUAAUCAAUUUUUAACCCUGGAAUACGAUUUCUUUUGUUGAAUAUGCAUAAAUUAUUUAUUUAUGUAAUUCAUCUCCUCGUGCAUAUGCGUCUGUGUCCCCAAUCUAAUAAACGCACUUUUUAAAACAGCAAGCAAUUAAAAGAAUACCAACGUCAAACAUGUUUUGAAUGGCACGACGUGAUAAAUAAAUAUCGGUAUGUCCAAUUAUUUUAAUAGUCAGGAGGAAGUCUCAUAAUGAAAAAUAUUGAUUCCGUAUUAAUCUUUAUAUGACUAAUAAUAAGUAAUAUUUGGAUGAGUUAAAGUUGUUGGAAAAAUACAAUUAACACAAAUACCAUAAUAAACACUAAUUAAAAUCGAUAUUCCAACCCACACUCUUUUGUCUGUAAUGAGGCUGGUAAACUUCAACCUCAUUCUUUGUUCUUUGAAGAUCUGCUCUUAUUUAAGUACAUAAUACGAAUCAACUUGACUCAUUCGUAACCAAAAGAUUCGCAGAGCACCAAUUUUUGUGUCGGUGAUACAAUAUUUGGAGUGACAAGCUAUCUAAAUUAACUUGGAUAUCAAUUAAAGCGUCUAAACGGCAAUGGUUUUACUAACUGGACAUAAAGAAUCCAAAAAUAUGGCAACCUUCAGCAUCAGCAACGAUGCAAUAAAGCAACCGACGAGAAGGAAGGCGUUCCAGAAAAAGAUUGGAAAACUGCUACGAAUGAGUGAUUAUCGUCUCAGCAACAACAAGGAGAAAGGUGCUCAAGAACAUUUCAAUAGAAAAUCAGGAGGACAACUGUUGAACCAUUUUGAUAAACUGGAAGAAAAACGAGUACAAGAGAAAUAUAAAUUUGCUCAGGACCUCAUCCACUUUGUUCAGCAGACCCCGUCCAAAAAUUGUUCCACCCCCACGGAGCACAGGGGUCCAUCGGCUGCUUCCCUGUCCGCACUUUCUGGCUUCCCUUCAACCAAGUCAAAUAGGAAAAGUCGUCGUCAAGUGGUUACCAAAACUCAAGGUGAAGUUUCAUACACAAGCAAACGGCGUGGCAGUAUUGAACAGGACUUAAAAUCUCGCUCGGAACUAGAGAACAAUGCAGGAACAGUGGUUCAUGUGAUGGUUGGGCGAUUAGUUGUGAGAAAAUAUAUUCCAAAAUUGCAAAUAAUUAAGGAAGUAGAACCUAUUAUGGAGUCAGUGAGAGAAGGCAACACAUCUUUCUCAUCUUGCACAAGAUGAAAAAGAUCCAUUAUUUACUCGUUUUAUACUUAUGUAAGGAUAAGUUCAAUCAAAAUCCCAUGCAUGAGUAUGUAUGUAUUUACAUAUGUAUGUAUAAUGAAUGUAUGUAUAUUUAUAAUAUUUAAUAUUUCCACAUAUUAAGAACCUGUACUUGGAAAUGCAUAAUACUUCCCUUACAUAUUUAUGCACGUAUGUAUUUAAUUUCAAAAUAAAUGUACUUUUACGUAUUUUAAGCAACAUUUGAUAUACCAACAAUUAUUUUCCAGGGUGCGUAAAAAUACAUGUAAUACGGGGAGCAAACAACAUAUCGGCGGGUCUUCUUUUUAUAAUUUUCUCUACAUACAUAGUCGUUUAUAAAUACAUUUGCAUAUCUUCAUGUACUUAAUACGGAGCCAACUUUUUUGUUGUCCGUGGUUUCUCCUUAAGGUGCGUGUACAGGUGGGAUAAAUGUACCGGAUAAACGCUCCGGCUAAAAUUCCACGACACUUUUAUCUUUUCGGUAUGCUGGUGGCAAGCGAAAAGUUCAGAUAAUUUAUCUCGACUUUUCGCUCAGCGAAAAAACAGUUCUUUUUCGCUCUCAUCUGCAGUGAAAUGAUGACAAUUGUUGAGAUAAAUGUUCAGCUAAAAGUUGAGCUAAAAUCAUUGAUUUUGUUCCAUUUUACCCCAAAUCAGCAGUUUAUUCGGGAAAAAGCUUAGAUUUGUUUAUUUUUACGUUUAUUCCGUUGUUUGGGAUUCCAUGAAAUUUUUCAUGGACAAAAAACCGAAUCCACAGUGAGGCUAUAUUUUAAAUUUCAUUUAUUAUACGCAUAAAAAUUGAUUGUCCUCGACUGCACCGAACAUCAAAGAUGGAAUUAGAAAACAUAAAAUGAAUGGAGAUUGGACAAUGAAGCAAAUCAAUAUACGUAUAAUUAUUAAUUCUCUCUGAAGGAAGGAGGAUGAUUUACUAGAUCCUGGAACUUUAUUUGCGUUACUUAACUUCACAUAUUUAAGUGCAUAAUAAAUAAAUUACAUCGUUUACGUAUCUGCCCUUUGUUGACCUUAACUUCAAGUAUGGACUUAUUCUGUACUUUGGUCGGCGUUUAGUUUUUUUUAUGAUUGCAUUAAAUGACAGGUAACACUUGAUAAUUUCUUCGUGUGAAUUGCUUCUGACUCCAUAAUUUUAGUAUUUUAGUUUACAAUCCAGUGUAUAAUUAUAAUUUAAAAUAAGUAUUGUAAUUGCACGGAAAUAAAUAGAAAUUAUACGAAUAAA
Molecule: messenger RNA, 3096 nt
Organism: Folsomia candida
Lineage: Eukaryota; Metazoa; Arthropoda; Collembola; Entomobryomorpha; Isotomidae
Exons: 4
Coding region: 1212-1847 (211 amino acids)
Source: RefSeq, a predicted model, not a curated record